UCUGUUCUCAGCAAAAUGCAGAACGAAAAUCCUUCAAGUGAUGGCCUUAACACCAGCACCAUUGAUGUCAACAAAAACUAUACUUCCUCUGAUGCAACUUCACCACACUUGGCUGAUAAUCCAUUUCUCUCACCUACUUCAACUCACCAAUUCGAUUCCUCUGAAUUCAUGCCCAAUUUCUACUCAACUUUCUCUCGUAGCUCAAAUUCACCUUCCUUAACCUCCUUUGACGAUACUGAUGACCUCGUUGAUCACCACCGCCUCCAUCAACCUAGCUACGUUCUCGAGUACCAGCAACUCUACAAUCGCUACACUCUCUGCCUUGCUCAUCUACAGGAAUCUAUCAAAGAAGUUGAAGCUCUUCAUCAGGAGAAUGAAUCUCUCAGGCUUGUUAACACCGAUUUGGAUCGACGCCUUAGCCUCCUCACUCAGGCUACCAUACAAAACUGCCUUCUCUCUGAUUUCAAUCGUUUCGGUUUGGGAGUCAAUCAUGAUAAUCAAACCCCUGAUCCCAGACCUCCGAACAUCAGGCAGGGAAACGUCAACGUGGUGGAACCAAACAGGCCUGAGCGAAGGAACGUCGAACAACGAGUCUCGCUCCCUAAGAGCAUUUCUGUCCGCUCGAGCGGUUAUCUCAAGUUGAAAGCACAAGGUGGAGGAAACAAUGGAGGUCCCAGCCAGGGAAAAACUAAGCAAAAAUCUACAAAUCCACCACUUACUGAAUCUCAGCAAAGAGUGUAUGUUCCAGGAGGGAAGAAGGAAGAGGAGGCAGUAGAGUUUGAUGUUUACAACCAAGGGAUGUUCAAGACAGAGCUGUGCAACAAAUGGCAGGAGACUGGGACUUGCCCUUAUGGAGAAAACUGUCAGUUUGCUCAUGGUAUCACAGAGCUGCGCCCAGUGAUUAGGCAUCCACGCUACAAGACUGAGGUCUGUCGUAUGGUCCUAGCAGGUGAUAUGUGCCCCUAUGGUCACCGUUGCCACUUCCGUCACUCCCUCACUGAGGAAGAGCGACGAACAGGUCCAGCCCUCUUCUGAUGACUCGACUCCAUAUAUCUUCAAUUGUUUGUAGGUGCAAAACUGCAAUUCUAUGGUUCAAUUUCGCAUAUUCAUAAAUCCCCAAAAAGCAAUAAGAUGGUCGAUGGACAGAUUUUCACGAAUAUUACGUGUAUAAAAUACUUGGACAGAUAGGAAGGUUAUGUUAUGAGGAUUAUAUUUGGAGUGACACCUGGCUACCUGCCCAAGUCACAACGCACGCACUCAGCAAAAUAGAAAAAUUACGGACGAGGUUUUUGGAGUUGGAACUGGAGACGUAUAUAGAGAAAUUCUAAGUUCUUUUGUUGGUUGUUAGCUAAUAUUUCAAUUUUCAAGUGUUCAUGUCGAGCAUGUACCACUUGUGGCAAGGGCAUGGAGCGGUAGUAGGUGCUUAAAAUCUUUGUAAUGAUCAUAAGCUGUUUGAGGCAGUAGUCUGGCCAAUUGCAACUUGGUUUAUGAAGACUUACGGUGUUCAAAUAAAUUGAAAAAUCACUUAGCUAAAAGUCUAAUUAAACCGACUCGAUAAA
This is a messenger RNA of Lycium ferocissimum, 1559 nucleotides long. RefSeq names its product zinc finger CCCH domain-containing protein 14. Gene Ontology annotation, molecular function: mRNA binding; metal ion binding. NCBI's taxonomy places the organism in Eukaryota, Viridiplantae, Streptophyta, Magnoliopsida, Solanales, Solanaceae. The transcript is spliced from 2 exons. The coding region runs from base 16 to 1035 and encodes 339 amino acids. The record is from RefSeq and is a predicted model, not a curated record.